Molecule: messenger RNA, 870 nt
Organism: Trifolium pratense (red clover)
Lineage: Eukaryota; Viridiplantae; Streptophyta; Magnoliopsida; Fabales; Fabaceae
Exons: 6
Coding region: 1-870 (289 amino acids)
Molecular function (GO): phosphoprotein phosphatase activity
Source: RefSeq, a predicted model, not a curated record
AUGGAAGCAGAGAAGAAGAGUUGCAGCAUAACCAUCAAAGAUGAUCGUGAUGACCACAAAGACUCAUCGGAAGAACAAGAAUUGAGUCUUUCUAUUGAGAAGCUGAAUCUUGUAGUACCCAAGAAGAAGAAGUUGCUUGUUAUGAACCUUAAUGGCUUUCUUCUCCAUCGAUUCAUCCAUCGACACAUACUUCGUGAUGGGAGAUAUGUACCUAAUCCCAUUCUAGGAUCUCGAAGAGCUGAUAGCAUAUCAGGAAACUUUCUCCGUAAGAUUUCUUUUUAUCAUAUACUUAAUAAUGUUGUUUAUAUUGUAAAUUGUGAUUUAGUUUUUAAGAGGCCAUUUAGUGAAGAGUUUAUGAAAUUCUGCUUAGAAAGGUUUGAAGUUGGGAUUUGGUCUUCUGCACAAGAGCAUAAUAUUGAUGGUGCUUUAGACUUAGCUAUUGGAGAAGAAUCAAAAAAUAAGCUACUCUUUGUUUGGAAUCAAGAUCAAUGUAGACAAACUAAUACUGCUUCUAAGGAGAGCAAUGAGAAGCCAAUUUAUUUCAAAGAACUACAGAAAGUGUGGGAAAAAGUGGAGAAAGGAGGGCCAUAUUCUGCUUCUAAUACUUUGAUGAUUGGUGACAAACCAUAUAAGGCUUAUCUUAAUCCUGAGAAUACAGCAAUUUUUGCCAAGUCGUAUGAUCCUGAGGACAAGGAGGACAAUGCAUUGGAUCCAAAUGGUGAAUUGUGUGAGUAUUUGAAAGGAGUAGCUGAAGCUGAAGAUGUUCAGUCUUAUGUGAAGAAUAAUGAGUUUGGGAUACCAGAAAUUACAGAAGAUAAUUCUGAAUGGUUUUUCUACUUUAGAGUGUUAUUUGGAGAACUUAUGGUCUAG